Messenger RNA from Phragmites australis (common reed), 2284 nucleotides. Its product is annotated as BTB/POZ domain-containing protein SR1IP1-like. The transcript is spliced from 5 exons. The record is from RefSeq and is a predicted model, not a curated record. NCBI's taxonomy places the organism in Eukaryota, Viridiplantae, Streptophyta, Magnoliopsida, Poales, Poaceae. Bases 213 to 2057 code for a protein of 614 amino acids. Gene Ontology annotation, molecular function: protein binding.
GUGCCAUUGUGUGGCUUCCAACCGCCGAGUCCGGUGGCAGCCGCAGCUCGAUCCAGAAGCUGAUGCACCUGCUUCACUCGCUGCUUGCACUGUCGCGAUUUCCUCUGACGUCGAAGUCGCCCGGGAUGGAGGUGAGGAGAAUAUGGUGAGAGAACGGGAGGGAUAGAGGGGGAGAGGAGAACAACAGCUUGUGACUUUGUGAGAGUUGCAGGAUGCAGGGCCGGUUCGAUACGCCGGCAAUGAAGAGAACCAGUGACUGGAUCCUCUCACAAGAACUCCCAAGCGAUAUUACCAUCCAGGUUGGGGAAUCCACCUUCAACUUGCACAAGCUUCCAUUGGCCUCGAGAUGCGGUUACAUAAGGAAGCAGGUGUCAGGAAUCAAUGGCUCCAAGGUCACCCACCUCGAGAUCACGGGCAUGCCGGGCGGCGCCAAGGCGUUCGAGUUCGUCACCAAGUUCUGCUACGGCGAAAACUUCGAGAUCACGGAGGAAAACGUCGCCAUGCUGCGGUGCGCCGCCGAGCACCUGGAGAUGUCCGACGAGAGCAAGGCCGGCAACCUGAUCGGCAGAACGGAGGCAUACUUGGAGGCCGUGGCGCUGAUGAGCCUCGCGGGCGCGGUCACCGUGCUCCGCAAGUCCGAGGAGCUCCUCCCGGUGUCCGAGGAGGUGGACCUCAUCGGCAGGUGCAUCGACGCCAUUGCGUACAUAACCUGCAGCGACAGACAGUUCAGCAUGUCCCUGGGCACCACUGCCGGUAGCUACGACGGCGUGAGCGGGUUGUCGGUGCUGCCGCCGAAGGCCGUCGACGACUGGUGGGCCGACGAGCUGACGUCGCUGCGCAUUGAUACGUUCCAGAGAGUUCUGAUUGCGAUGAAGUCAAGAGGGUUCAAGGGCAUUGCUUUGGGCACACUGAUCAUGCUCUAUGCUCAGAAGUCUCUGCGAAGACUGGACAUACACGGAAGAGAUAGGAAGAAGAUGGAACCGAGGCAGGAACACGAGAAGCGGGUGGUUCUUGAAACGAUCGUGAGCCUGCUGCCGAGGGAGAAGAACACGAUGUCAGUGAGCUUCCUGUCGAUGCUGCUGCGAGCGGCGCUCUACCUCGACACGACGCUGGCGUGCCGUCUCGACCUCGAGAAGAGGAUGGCCGCGCAGCUCGGGCAGGCCGUGCUCGACGACCUCCUCAUCCCGUCCUUCUCGCCCGAUGCCAGCACCGCGUUCGACGUCGACGCGGUCCAGAGGAUCCUGGUCGGGUACCUGGAGCACGAGGGAGAGGCAACCCAGCUGGACUACAACACGGACGACGACUUCAUCUCGACGGCGUCGCCGCCCAACGAUGUCGGCAUGGUUGGCAAACUCAUGGAAGCCUACCUGGCCGAGAUCGCCUCGGACAUUAACCUGCCCAUUGACAAGUUCACUGGCCUCGCUGAGAUGAUCCCGGAACGCGCCAGGUUUAACGAGGACGGCAUGUACCGCGCCAUUGACAUCUACUUGAAGGCGCAUCCGUAUCUGAGCGAGGCCGAGAGGAAGAAGGUGUGCAGUGUGAUGGACUGCCAGAAGCUGUCGCGCGAGGCGUGCGCGCACGCGGCGCAGAACGACCGCUUGCCGGUGCAGACGGUUGUGCAGGUCCUGUACCACGAGCAGCGACGCCUGCGCGAGGCGCCACCGAGCGGCGCGUCGUCGUUCUACGGCGGCGACUCCCCGUCGCUGCCCUACAAGCUCGCGUCGAGCCUCCAGGGCCGGCUCGCCCGGAGCGUGCCGGACGAGGUGUCGCGGCUGCAGCGGGAGAACGACGAGCUCAAGAUGGAGCUUCUGCGCCUGAAGAUGCGCAUGAGGGACUCGUCGGCGUUCCCGGUGGCCGGUGGCCUUCCGCCGUCGGGUCGACCCCCUCUGCCGAAGAAGGCUGGCGGCGGCGGCGGCGGCGGCGGCGGCGGCGGCGGGUUCAUGAACAACGUGUCCAAGAAGCUCGGGCGGCUGAACCCGUUCCUGAGGCUGGACGCGGUGGGUGGCGGGAGAGGGCGCACUAAGCCUCCCAAGGAUCGGAGGCACUCCAUUUCUUGAUCAAUCUGGUGAAGUGGCCCAUGCUUAUGGCCGGCUAGGCUUCUUUCGUCUUGAAUCUUGAUGGUAAUUUCACAUGAACAUAAAUGACUCACGAAUCGAAUGGCUUGAGUUGUGAGAGUAGAUCUAGGGAGCAAUUUCACGUGUACAUAAAUAAUCUUGCACAAGUACUAUGUUAGGGAACAUGGAUGUAGUGGGUUGUAAAUGUGUCACUUAACCGAUUCUUGUCA